GUCACUAUAACGGCAUGGUGCUCCACGAGUAAUUCUACCAUCAUAACGGGACGCCGACUGGCUCGUUAGCAUUGCGUGUCGGAGUGUUCCACCGUUGAGCUUGCUCGCGCGCACGGAACUGAACCAGGCCGUCUCAGGCACCAUCUCCACUGAACGGAUUCAGCAGUCGUCUUUCCCAAAAUUGACUGGUCACGCUUCUGUCCUGCAUCAUAUGCAUGCGCGCCGCACCUGUCAACGCCAGUACCCCUGUCCACUCAGCGCUGCCAGACGUCCACCACCACACCACAACCACCACUACACUACGGUCCUACCUAUCCGGAUCUCCCACGGUCUUCACCAGCGAACACGGGCUGGCUCUUCAACUCCGCCAUCGUCCCAUCCCUGCGUUCAUGAGGAGAGAACAAGUGACGGGCCCGGCAUGUCGCCAUGGACGUUUCAAGCCAUCGUCUGGCCAACAUCACUAUUACGAUUCGCCAGCUCGUAUAAGACGAAACAUAGCGUGCAUUCGACGUGUGACGUACUCAACCCUCCGUCCAAAAGGCUGCCGGUGCAGGCCAACACCCAUUAGUUACAUCUCAGCGGUAACUUUCCCAGAUGGGAUAUCCAUUUCUUCGAUCUUCACAGGGGAUGGGAAAAUGAGAACAUCCAUGUCUAGCUGAUCCGGAUCCCAUGGGUGGGGACCUUCUAGGUAUUUUGGGCUGAGGUGCGGUGUGUCCCCGGGGGUGAGUGUGUCAAGAGGUAGCUGGCGGCUCCGGGCCGUCCUGGCUCCAGUGUGUACCUGGCGCCACCAGGAAUGGAGAUGCGCCAUGAUCGGAUAGCGCCAUGAUCUG
Neurospora hispaniola is the source of this 830-nucleotide messenger RNA. RefSeq lists its product as uncharacterized. NCBI's taxonomy places the organism in Eukaryota, Fungi, Ascomycota, Sordariomycetes, Sordariales, Sordariaceae. The record is from RefSeq and is a predicted model, not a curated record. The transcript has a single exon. Bases 216 to 659 code for a protein of 147 amino acids.